Canariomyces notabilis is the source of this 1460-nucleotide messenger RNA. RefSeq lists its product as uncharacterized. The transcript has a single exon. Gene Ontology annotation, cellular component: cytoplasm. The record is from RefSeq and is a predicted model, not a curated record. Lineage: Eukaryota; Fungi; Ascomycota; Sordariomycetes; Sordariales; Chaetomiaceae. The coding region runs from base 181 to 1137 and encodes 318 amino acids. Gene Ontology annotation, molecular function: zinc ion binding.
UCGAGAUCGUUCCAGUACUGCGCCAGGCAACCUUGCCAACGACCACACUUCAAACAUCCCACUUCCAUGAUUCUUAAUAAUCAGAGCGCACGUAAUCCGCCUGCUACCUAGCCAGUCACUCGUUUCGGCAUUAUUCUCCCUUUCAUUAAGUACGGCCUCCCUCUCUCGAGUGCGCCGACCAUGGCCUCCCCAGACCCCAGGGAAUCCGAAACCUCCUACAUCAGAAUGUCGACCGCCGCCGUCGACAGCCGUGGCACAGACGCCAGUCUGGUCGGCUCGCACUGCCAAUACGCCUACUGCAACCAGCUCGACUUCCUCCCUUUCCAAUGCCAGUCGUGCAACAAGACCUUCUGCCUCGAGCACCGCACCGAGGACGGCCACAAAUGCACCAACCCAGGCGCCUGGGCCGCGCGCCGCCGCCAGGCCGAGCUCGCCAGACACUCCGCUGGCGAGGGAAAGCGCAUGCGGGACCUGAUUGGCCAGAAGCCGUGCGCCGACGAUAACUGCAAGACCAUCAUCGGCACCGCGCUCGUUCCCGGCGUGCACUGCGCCGACUGCAACCGCGACUACUGCCUCAAGCACCGCAUGCGCGAGGACCACGACUGCAAGAACAAGCCACCCAUAGGGGCGCGCGCCGCGACCGCCGCCCACGCCACCGCCAUUGCCGACAACGCCAGGAGCGCGCUCGAGAGGCUCAAACUGUGGGGGCAGGCCAAGAAGGAACAGGCGCGGCAGUCGCUGCCGGCGCCGAAACCCCAAUCGAAAGUGGCGCGGACCUUGGCGGUAAACUCACUCAAGAAGACGGCCAAGGGCGACGCAAAGGUGCCGCCUGAAAAGAGGGUGUACUUGUACGUUGAGGCCGAGGCCGCGACGCCGGGGGCCAAGCCGCCCAAGGGCGAGUUUUUCUACUCGCAGGACUGGUCCGUUGGCAAGAUGCUUGAUGCGGCGGCCAGGAGUCUGCAGGUGCAGAAUAAGAAUAACAUGUCGAAUAAUGAGCAGGAGCGCCUACGGGUCUUCCACGUGGAAGGCGGGAGGGUAUUGGAGUUUGGCGAGAAACUGAAAGACGUGGUACAGAGCGGUAAUACGGUGGUCUUGUUGAGAGGUAUUGGGCCGCCGGCGGAUCUGAUUGCUCCUUGAUGCGCCGCGGAAAUAUUUCAUCAUCGUUGGGUCUUCUGCAUGAUCUCGCAUGGCAUGGCAUGGCAUGGCGUUAUUGGUGUUCGGCUAACGGGGGUUUUACGGGCUCGAUGUAUUUAAGAGCGAUAUUGUGACAGUAUUUGCGUAGUGCUUUGGACAGGCGAGCACUCGACGCGGCAUUCCAUGGCACAUAUACAAUCUAUACGGUCAAGCCAAGUGAUAUGUUUACUCAGAUGGUUUGGCUAGCGACAGCAUCUAGGAGGGAAUUCUAACGGAUCUAAAUAUGAGACGAGAUAGCGCCUAGCUCCUUUAUGAUACCUAUAAUA